Messenger RNA from Nicotiana tabacum (common tobacco), 1677 nucleotides. RefSeq names its product protein PHLOEM UNLOADING MODULATOR. Gene Ontology annotation, molecular function: sphingomyelin synthase activity; ceramide cholinephosphotransferase activity. Gene Ontology annotation, cellular component: plasma membrane; endoplasmic reticulum membrane; Golgi membrane. The record is from RefSeq and is a predicted model, not a curated record. Gene Ontology annotation, biological process: ceramide biosynthetic process. Lineage: Eukaryota; Viridiplantae; Streptophyta; Magnoliopsida; Solanales; Solanaceae.
GAAAACUAAGAAAUUAGGAAAGCCUCAGACGUGUUCAGUCAGCAGGAAUCGUCCCAUUUCUAGUACUACUACACUAAAAAUGAAGCGGUCGCCGGCGAUCUUGAAAAACCGGCGAGGAGGUGGUUUAGGAUUUGCUGCAAUAGCUUACAUCGGAGUAGACUAUCUUCGGUUCAUAUCGCCGGCAUGGCAUGCCCGGUUACAGCCAGCACUGUGGUCUGUAUUAGCAGUCGCAGCUAUUAUUCGGGUCCCAUUUUACAAACAUUGGUCAUCGGAGCUCCGUUCAGCUAUUCCCUUUAUCUGUGCAAUGCUUUUCUUGCUCUCUGCUCUUCUCUUUGAAGCUAUUUCUGUUCGCUCUGUCACUGCCGUUCUUGGUCUUGAUUGGCACAAGGAUACACCACCUCUUCCUGAUGUUGGUCAGUGGCUCCUGCUAUCCUUGAAUGAGAAACUACCCCAAAUGGUUGUAAAUAUAUUGAGAGCUCGGAUAAUUGGAUUACAUCAUUUUCUGAUGCUGUUUAUCAUGCUUGCUUUCUCUGUGCUCUUUGAAUCGGUUGAAGCUCCUGGUCUUGGGAUUGGCGCAAGAUUCAUGUUCACGAUGGGAAUUGGAAGACUCCUUCGGGCCAUAACUUUUAUCUCCACAAUUCUACCAUCUGCUCGACCAUGGUGUGCAUCUGCUAGAUUCCUUGUUCCUCAGCACCCGCAUCCUUGGGUUCAGAAAUAUUACGUACCAUAUGCCACCGAUUCAAAUGCAAUACGGAACAUCAUUAACUGGGAUGCAGCAUAUGCUGAUCCUGGGGAAUACGAUGCUGAGUUUCGACCAAAUUGGGGUCCAAUGAGCUUUUUGAUUGAUUUCCUUCGGCCUACAGCUCCUGAGGGAUCAUCUGCUUGGUAUCAUCUGUUAAAGAAAGCGUCAGGAGGUUGCAAUGACCUUAUAUAUAGCGGCCACAUGCUUGUUGCUGUGCUGACAGCUAUGGCAUGGACGGAAGCCUAUGGUGGCUAUAGCUCAGCACUCAUCUGGAUUUUUGUGCUGCAUAGUGCUCAAAGAGAAAUACGGGAACGCCAUCAUUACAGCGUAGACGUUUUUGUGGCCAUCUAUGUGGGCAUAAUGCUUUGGAAGAUGACGGGUCUUUUCUGGCCAAUGAAGGAUGAAUCAAAGGGUAGGAGGCUACGUAAGCUCGAGAAGAUUCAGGGUAGGCUAAUGCGAGCUGCCAAGGACGAUGAUAUAGAGGAAAUAAGAGAACUCCUUAAGGAAGUGGAAGUGAGCAACCAAGUUAGGGAAAACACCAGAAGCAAAGCAAUGUGGCUCUUUGCUGGUGGAACCAUUAUUUUUACUCUUACUAUCGUUCUUCUUGCCUUCACAUUGACCAGCGACGGGUAAGACAACCAACGAAAUGUUCUACCACGGUAAGAUGUUUAGAAGGCACAGAAUUUGUAGCAGUAGGCCAGAAUAGGCAUUCCACUGCAGAUGAUGUUGUUUGUUUGUUUGUAAUGCUUUGGCUUUAAAUUAUUUUUUGUUUUUAAUUUUUUCUUUCCUGGUGGGUGGUGGGGUAUUAUGAGAGAUGGUAUCUGCUCACUUAUUGCCAGAUAUGAAGAAGAGAAAUUGACUUUGUAUUGGAUACCUCCUUUUGUGUUUAAGCUGCAAGUGAUUUUUGAUUAUCAACUGCGUCUAAAUGUUUUCUA